GAUAAACAUUGACAAGCAGCUGUUCCGUUAGUAUUAUUUUACAGAGCUCACGUGUACGAUUUUACUGCGUGGAGUGCAUCCGAGUGUUGUAGAAUAAACCUACCCGUGGCUCUAAUAAAGCGAUGGAUCCCGUCAUAAAAAUCAACCCGGGAGGAUCGAAAUGGGACAUUCGUCAGAAAGUUUGGGACUACAUAGAAGAAAAGAAUCUGGCAAACUUUCCGAGGCCCGUCCACAACAGAAUCCCAAAUUUCAAGGGUGCAUUUAAGGCGUGUUACAGCCUUGCAGGCCUGCAGGAGUUCAAGUCCAGCCAGACAGUCAAAGUUAACCCAGACAGACCCCAGCAGCAGGCACGCUUUAUCACCUUGGAAGGUGCUUUUGCGGCCUGCGCCAAGGUGUUGGAGCUGCAGGCGUUCACCCACACAUCUGAGGUGAAGGUGGACCCUGACAAACCUCUGGAGGGUGCUCGACUGGCAGUGCUGCAGGCGCGGAAAACUUUGUUGGUCCCAACUCCUCGUCUUCGUACAGGCCUUUUCAAUAGGAUUACUCCACCUCAAGGGGCUAGCAAAGAACAGCUACGCAUAUGUUCUUCCUCUCAGGGUGUGAAAGACUUCAGUGUACCUGUUGGCCUGGAUGCAAAAAUUAAAAUUGACCUGAUGGUGGUUGGUUCUGUGGCGGUGUCGGAGAAAGGCUUUCGGAUUGGAAAAGGAGAAGGCUUUGCUGACUUGGAGUAUGGAAUGAUGGCUUCAAUGGGUGCCGUGAAUGAGUCUACUGUGGUGGUUACUGUUGUCCAUGACUGCCAGGUGGUGGACAUUCCAGAAGAUCUAAUGGGAAGUCAUGACCUGACUGUAGACUACAUCCUCACACCGACCAGAGUUAUUAAAACAGACUGCCAGUUGCCUAAGCCAAGUGGAAUCAUCUGGAAUAAGCUGGACACAGAAAAGCUGCAAAAGAUCCCCAUCCUGAAGAAGCUGCGUGCUCUUGAAGAACAAGCUGGAAAGGAUGUAACACUGGGGGCAGCGCCUGUUGCGGCAGAAGCUGGUCUGCACGCCAGUCAACCCAAAAGGCAAACCAGGCGGAGGCCGAGGCCAAACACACAGCAGGAUGCUGAGGGAGAAUCCAGCCAGGACUCUAGACUGGAAAAAAGAAUAGCGGGAGAACCAAAAGCCAGACAGCAUCUGACUAGAAUGAAUAAAGAAAGCAGAGGAGACGGCAAGGCAGGUAACGAGCAAGAAAUUGGCAAGACAAUAAAGGGAAAAAGUAGAGGGAACACAAAGGAGCAGGUCCCAGAAGAGGGUGGAAAUGAAGUCAAAUCUCAGCGUAAGCUCCAUCUGAGUGUGACCACAGUUUAUCUGGGAGGAAUCCCUGCUGGGCUGCGUGUUAGUGAGCUGAAAACUGCCCUCCGAGAGAGGGAGGCCACUCCACUGAGACUCACCUGGCAGGGAGCUCAGCACAGGGCCUUCCUGGAUUACAGUGACCCCCACGCUGCAGAUCAGGCCCUGGAGGCUCUGCAGGGGCUCUCUCUCAAUGGUCACAGUCUGCAGGCUGAACUGGCCAAGAGCCAGCGAGGAGGCAGGAAAUCUGGACAAUCCAGUAGAAGACCAAAACCAGCAGCGGCUCCGAAGUCUGAAGUAUCAGCACCAGAUGCUAAGAGUGAUGCCACAGAAAAAACUGAGCAGUAAAAGCAGUAAGAAAUAUACGUAAUGUAUUGCAUAAGUUGUUUACAGUUUUGGACAACUGCAAACACCAUAAAAAGAGUUGAUUUUUUUUUUUUUUUUGCUUUAAAAAAAUAUGAACAAAAAUGUGAUUUAUUAGAAGAGAACACUUAGUCAUUUGAACCUAGCAGGCUUGACUAAAUAUUAACAACACCUGAAACUAUGAGAGUAGUAAACCUUGUGCUGAUUUGAAUCCAGACAAAUUCUAUAACGACUAAGAUUUUGCUAUAUGCUCUGUUAAGUGGGCUACAGGAGCUUUUUUUCUUUAAAUUUGUCCCAAUGGUUUUCUCUUCAAAGUGCCUUUAUCAGAGAUUCUUAGAAACACAACACUCAUUUUCUCUUUCAGUCUACAAACUGCAUGCAGUGCUUUUGCUACCAUACAAUAAUUAAAAAAAAAUUAAAAAGGCUAGUGCUUUUUUUUUUUUCUCAAAACCAGCUGUCAGUAUUGUCACAUCCAUGAUGUUGCCAGACCUGUUUGUCUGCAUCCUACUUGUUUAAAAAUGGGUUAGUUUUGUUCAAAAUGGCACCUCCGUGUGGCAAGUCACAACAUUUGAUCAGUUGAGUCACAAAGCUCGGAGUAAAAUAUAACAUUUCAUCAUCUAACAAUAGUCUAGCCACACAGGCUUCAACCUUUGACCAUUUUUAUCUUUCUCAUUGUCCAAAUUCAUCCAGAUUUACAGAACUUGUGAACAGACUCCAAGUGUUUAUGCUACUUUAAUGAGACUACAGAAAUGUAAAGAGUUUACAAAUAACCGUGACUUAGUUCUGAUUUUCUUGACUUAAUUGAUUCUUGUACAUAACACAGGAUUAUUGGAUAGUCUCUACUAUUGUAUGAUUUUCUUUUUUCUUUUUUUUUAACUAUGAAGAUCUGAAUCAGGCAGAUUACAACAAUAAACAGGGGAAGAGCUAAAGGCCUCUAUUGCUGCUGUUCUGUUUUUUUUUUUGUUUGUUUGUUUGUUUUUUAGCUAGCGUUCAUUUUUACAGUUAUAUUUGCACCAUUAUAGUGACUAAAUAAAAAUUUAUUCAUUGUAUUUGGUGUGGUUGGGCCAGUGAGAGAGUGAUGCCGCCCUCACUAUUAGAUAAAUUUGCUUCACAUGACUUUACUUAAUUCUUCACUAAAGCGUUUGACUGUACCUGUUAACACUGAGUGUCUUUUUAUGAAAAACAAACAAAAAAGAAAAUUGAUGGAUUACAAAUGUUCACAAGGUUUUGCAGAAUUUGGAGAUCUGACUCUGAAGUUCCCCACCACCUCAAACCAUCGUUCUCAUGAAGAGGCAGAACUAUGUUGUUAGUGGUUAAAUAUGAUAUUUCAGGCCCGUUAUUGGAUUUUCACAAAACUUGAUGUGUUUCACCCA
This is a messenger RNA of Pelmatolapia mariae (spotted tilapia), 3067 nucleotides long. It is a transcript of the gene mthfsd, whose product is annotated as methenyltetrahydrofolate synthetase domain containing. Bases 123 to 1679 code for a protein of 518 amino acids. Lineage: Eukaryota; Metazoa; Chordata; Actinopteri; Cichliformes; Cichlidae. Gene Ontology annotation, molecular function: RNA binding. Gene Ontology annotation, cellular component: cytoplasm. The record is from RefSeq and is a predicted model, not a curated record. The transcript is spliced from 9 exons.